AUGCUAAGCUCCAGUCUCUCAGGGUCCGCAAUCAGUGCCCAUUCUGCGGACGGUCAAGUUCAAGGCUCGGAGAAAGCGAAUCAACUCCCCGUGCCGCCACCUGACCAGCAUGGAGACCACAGUGCUGGGAUCGAGGAAGAAGCGGUGACGGUGGAUACUGAAGACGCUUAUCCUUCGCCGACUCUGCUAGUCUUCAUAUGCUUGGCUCUCGUUCUUGCCGUGAUUUUGGUGUCCUUGGACAUGACCAUCGUUGCAACCGCCAUUCCUCGCAUCACGGACGAGUUCAAACAGGUGGGAUGGUAUGCAAGUGCCUUCUUCCUGACCAUUGCUUCGUUCCAGUCCACAUGGGGCAAGGGGUAUAAAUACUUCCCUCUCAAAACCACUUUCUUGGGCGCCAUUUCCACCUUCGAGAUCGGUUCGUUGAUCUGUGCCGUGGCCCAGAACAGCACCACGCUCCUCGUCGGCAGAGCUGUGGCGGGAAUGGGAGCAGCCGGCAUCGCGAGUGGUGCCUACACGAUCAUUGCCUUUUCAGCCCCUCCGAGGCAGCGCCCCGCGUUUACUGGCUUAUUGGGGGCCACGUACGGGUUGGCCAGUGUCAUAGGGCCCCUUUUAGGAGGUGUGUUCACAGACAAGGUUUCGUGGCGUUGGUGUUUCUAUAUCAACCUUCCUAUCGGAGGCUUGAGUGCUGUGAUUAUUCUCUUCCUCUUCCGUGCACCGCCGGCGUCCCAACCUGCGAAAGCCAGCUGGCGAGAGAAGUUCCUGCAAAUGGAUCUCCUGGGCACAUUCACCAUCAUGGCUGCCGUUGUCUGUUACCUCCUUGCCCUGCAAUGGGCCGGUGUGACCAAGGCAUGGUCAAGUGCGGACGUGAUCGGCACGAGCGUGAGCUUUCUGGUCAUCGUUGUGCUCUUUGUCGUCAUCGAGCUCUGGAUGGGCGAGCGUGCGCUUUUUCAACCUCGUCUGCUCAAACAGCGCAACAUCUGGGCCAACAAUCUGUAUGUGUUCUUCCUCGCCGGGGCGAUGUAUACCCUCAUCUACUAUCUGCCCAUCUACUUCCAAUCCAUCAAGAGCGCAUCCGCAGCCCAGUCUGGUAUACGCAAUCUGCCGCUCAUCCUGGCCAUUAGUCGUUUGACUAUCUUCUCGGGCGGUCUGAUUACGGCCACAGGUCACUUCGGAUCCCUGAUGGUCAUCGGAUCGGCCUUGGCCACCGUUGGCUCCGGCCUGAUCUGUACCUUGGACAUCGACACCGGCAGCGGAGAAUGGAUCGGAUACCAGAUCGUCGCCGGCGUGGGGCUUGGUCUCGCACUCCAGAUCCCGGUCAUUGUGAAUCAGGCGCUCGUUACACCGAGCGACCUCUCCAGCAUCUCCGCCGUCACGUUGUUCAUGCAAACUCUGGGCCGGCCGAUCUGCGUGUCCGCAGCUCAGGCCGCAUUUGUCAAUCGGUUGGUGACGAGGCUGUCCGUGCUGGCCCCAAAUGUGGAUGCCAAGCUUGUCGUUGCUACAGGCGCAUCAGAGCUGCGUCACACCUUCAACGAUGAGGACAUUGGCGGGAUUCUGGAGGCGUACAUGGAUGGCUUGAAGCUUUCCUUCCUUUUGUGCACUGUCCUCGCUGGAGUUACCCUGGUCAUCUCAGCAUUGCCUAAGUGGGUAAACUUGAAAGGAAAGGUACAUGGGAGCGGUGCAACAUGA
Aspergillus fumigatus Af293 is the source of this 1686-nucleotide messenger RNA. RefSeq names its product putative MFS multidrug transporter. Bases 1 to 1686 code for a protein of 561 amino acids. Gene Ontology annotation, molecular function: transmembrane transporter activity. The transcript has 3 exons. NCBI's taxonomy places the organism in Eukaryota, Fungi, Ascomycota, Eurotiomycetes, Eurotiales, Aspergillaceae. The record is from RefSeq and is a predicted model, not a curated record. Gene Ontology annotation, biological process: transmembrane transport.